Molecule: messenger RNA, 1953 nt
Organism: Eriocheir sinensis (Chinese mitten crab)
Lineage: Eukaryota; Metazoa; Arthropoda; Malacostraca; Decapoda; Varunidae
Product: mitochondrial thiamine pyrophosphate carrier-like
Exons: 7
Coding region: 359-1327 (322 amino acids)
Biological process (GO): transmembrane transport
Molecular function (GO): transmembrane transporter activity
Source: RefSeq, a predicted model, not a curated record
UCUAUCUCUCUAUCUCUCUACUCCUCUUUCUCCUCUAGUUCUCUACCCUCCUUCCUCUUCUCUCCCCUGGCUUCUCCUCUUCUCUCCUCCUCCUUAACCCUCUCUCUUCUCCCUCCCAUACGUCGUACGAGAAUGGAAUCCGCAAUGAUAUAAAACGCAUAAACAGCCAUCUGGUGGUAUCCUAUAUAUUACAAUGCCUCAGAAAGCAAGAAUGAAUUGAAAUAUAUUUGUUCUGGUCUUGAUAAAACUCCAGUGAACGAAAAUAAUAAUAAUAACAAUAAUUGAGGUGUUACGUAAUACAUGGCAAUGAAAACACCGUAAAAAUGACGUAACGCCUCUCCGUCAGCGCCAAAGAGUAAUGGUGAGUCAUGUCGGGUACAAAGCAGAGAAGCAGGACCAACUAAGCCCUUGGGAUCAUGCCUUCGCGGGAGCCGCCAGUGGAGCAAUAUCGCGGGCCCUCCUCCAGCCCCUCGAUGUACUCAAAAUUAGGUUCCAGCUUCAGGUGGAGCCUAUAGCCAAGAGAGGAGGGGGCCUGUACCAAGGGCUCCUGCAGAGUACCCACACCAUAGUAAAAACGGAGGGAGUCUCUGCUCUCUGGAAGGGUCACGUCACGGCCCAGGCGCUCAGUGUUAGCUUCGGCUUGGUUCAGUUUUGGAGUUAUUCGCUGUUGACCAAGGCAGCGAGUGAGCAUGGAGCAUGGGAAGGACACCUCUCCCAAGGCAUGUGUGGAGCCCUGGCAGGGUUGUGUGCGACUCUCUUCUCGUUCCCCUGCGACACCGUACGGACAAGACUCAUCGCACAGGGAUAUCCAAAGCGAUACACAGGAAUGGUGGAUGCUGUGAUGAAGAUGGUGACGCAGGAAGGAGGGAGGAGUCUGUGGCGAGGGAUCCUGCCGAACCUAGCCAUGAGUGCUCCUUACUCAGGCCUCACCUUCUACUUCUACAGUGCCUAUCAAACCUUGCUGGAUAAAUGGUGGAACAAAGGAGAGGAGGGUGUGUGGGUGAGCAGCUUGGCGGUGAGUGGCACAGCGGCCGGGGCGUGUGCCAAGCUGUGUGUGUACCCGCUGGAUGUGCUAAAGAAGAGGCUCCAGAUCCGAGGCUUUGAGGAUGCUCGACAACACUUUGGGAAGGUGGUCGUGUACAGAAGUCCUUGGAGCUGUGUGGUGCAGGUGACGAGAGAGGAGGGAGUCCUGGCAUGGUACAAAGGUCUAUGGCCGGCCAUGAUCAAGAGUGGCAUUGCCGGGGGGGUCAUAUUCUUGGCCUUUGAAACCAUCUGUGCGUUGCUGGCCCAGAGGCAUGGUAGAAAACAGGAGGGAGAUGGUGGAUAACACUUAUAAGGUUAUUUUUAUUAUUUAUAUACAAUGUCUACCUAACGUUGUUACAAAAUGAAGAUGGUAUUAGUUUCUAUUGAUGUAUUUUUGUCAUUAUUAAGUUACUUUCAUUAAAUAUAUUAUGAUUUGCAAUUAUCUGUAGUCUGCCACAGCAUAGGGACUGGCAGGCUCUGUAGGGCUGGCAAGUGUGCUAGGAUGCAGCAUCAUUUAUUAAUGUACAAAAAUAAAACUUUUCCUGAGACUGUGACAGGGAGAGGCACACGCCACACCUCGUGUAGCCAGCAGCCACUGUAUUAAGGCAGACUACGGCUGAUUUCACAAACACUAUAAGAAUACUCAGAUCCUUUCAUUUCAUGCCAAGGGAUAUUAUUGCUGGCAGCUGUACUUAGCAGUCAUCUUCAUUUGAUAUUUAUAAUAAAAGUAACAGACCAAAGUUGUAUCUGUUGGUCUUUGUGUUCAGUAUGACCGAACAGUCAUCAUCAUGACUUCAUUACUUCUCAAAACAAAGUAUUAAGUGUAUAUAGAUGCAUUAUGAAUGCUGUAAAUAUCUAUGUAAAUGUGAUUUCAUCUGCUUUUCUGGAACAUAUUUAAAUAAAAAAAAUAUAAAAAAAAGGAAAACUUUA